AGUUGGUAGCGACUUGGAGAUAUCUCAUGGAGCAUGGUAGGAGUGUGGAGGCUAGGGAGGAAGAUGAAAAGGCUCGAAGUCAAGCGCGUGAGGAUGAACUUCUAAGCCAGUUGGAGGUAGCGCGGGCCGAUCUCGCUCUACGCUCGGAAGAGCUUGCUCGGCGGACGGAGGAGCUUGCUGAGAGGACCGAGGAGCUCGAGGUUAUUCGAAGUGAAGCGAAGGCGUAUAAGGAUGAUGUUCAUAAGUUGAACGUAUGCUACGACCAGCUCAAAGAAAAAUAUGAAGUUGAGAAGGCGACGGGGAAGAGGUUUCUCACGACAUCAGGUGGUGUGGCUUAUAGGGAGUCCAUCGUGGAGGAAACCAAGGCUAGCUUCCGAGGUAGUGACGAGUGUACUGCCAUGAUUGAGGAGCACGCAUUGGCUGUGGUUUAUAAGCCAUUAGUGCGCGCUUGUCGCAAAUAUCUGCGCGAUGCGGGUGGUAUCAGCGAGAAAGUGAUUCGUGGGAUGGAAGCUGGCAUAUCCGAUGAAGAGGAAGAUGAGAUAAAUGUCAAUGAGACGGGCACAGAGCUUGUGGAUGAUAUGGUUGCGGAUGAUUCCACCGUGGUUGCCUUUUCCGCUCGUGGUAGGGGAGUUUAGACUUAUCUGUUAGGAUAGCUAACUUUUCCCUUUUAUUUUUUGGGUCUAUUAGAUAUAACCCCCUUAAACAUUCAAAUAA
Messenger RNA from Erythranthe guttata (spotted monkey flower), 714 nucleotides. NCBI's taxonomy places the organism in Eukaryota, Viridiplantae, Streptophyta, Magnoliopsida, Lamiales, Phrymaceae. The record is from RefSeq and is a predicted model, not a curated record.